Molecule: messenger RNA, 1251 nt
Organism: Exophiala aquamarina CBS 119918
Lineage: Eukaryota; Fungi; Ascomycota; Eurotiomycetes; Chaetothyriales; Herpotrichiellaceae
Exons: 1
Coding region: 1-1251 (416 amino acids)
Molecular function (GO): carbon-sulfur lyase activity
Source: RefSeq, a predicted model, not a curated record
AUGCCACCCAAGGCUCACCAACAACGCUUUCCACUGUCCACCGCACAGCUCACAUGUCUCUGCGGAGACAUCAAGGAACCAGGAACCCUCCUCCGGCCAUCAUCGCCCACCAAGACUUUCCCCGUCGGCAGCCACAUGUGCCACUGCAACAGCUGCCGAUACACCACAGGCAACAUCACACUAUCCUGUCCCGUGCUCGUGGGGCCUCCGAGCACAGAAUCGCUAGCCCGAUGCACGACUUACUCUAGCUCAGCGAGCCUGUUCAGGUAUUUCUGCUCGAGGUGUGGCUGCCACUGUUUCCACCAGGAAUUCAACAAGGAGUCGCAGGCCUCGAACCCCAGGUCGUCCUCCAACGGCGGGGCCGAGGAGCCACAGGUUGGAAAGUGGUAUGUGAACGCGGGGCUCAUCGAGCGCGAUCCUGCACAAGUCGCUCCCCAGGAAGUCUGGGCCACGGAUCUCGUGGAGACAGAAUACCAUCACCACAUCGCCGACACCGUUGACGGCAGCAUUGUGCCUGGCCUGGCGGACCUCGACGGCGCAGAGAUCCCUCUCUACCUGGGCCCAUCGUCGCAGGUUCAGGGACAGCAGGCAUCUGUAGAUGAGAUCCGGAGACUCGCAGAACACCGACGUGAUACGAAACCCAACCCUGACUGUUUAAAGGCGGCAUGCCAGUGCGGCGGCAUCGCCUUCUCGAUCCGCCGGCCCAACUACGCGAUGGACGACCAGGGCGUGCCAGCGCGGCACAUCGGGCACGACAAGACGAAAUAUCCGGCUCUGUUCUGCGCGUUCCGCUACGACCGGGCAAGCUCGGGCGCCUGGUUCGUCCAACCAUGGACGUACGUGCCGCCCGCCAAUAUCACGUUCACGGAUGCCGACGAGGACGACGACCAGCAAAGCAGGAGCGCCGCAUCCGUGACGCUCUUAGAGAUAUUGGCCGCCACAGCACACGAGCCACCCUCCUCCCGCGCCGCGGCGAACGUCUCCUCGCAACUCCCGAUGACAUGGUACCGGUCAUCACGUGACAUCACGCGUUCAUUCUGCCGGGUCUGCGGGGCGACAGUGUUCUACCUGAACGAUGGCCGGCCGUCGCUGGCGAACAUCUCCGUGGGGAUCCUGCGAGGCGAUGAGGGUGCUCUGGCUCGGCGCUGGCUCGAGUGGACUUGGGGAAGAGUUGUUUGUCCUGAGAGCGCAACGGAACGUGUGAUGCUGGAGGCGUUGAUGGGUCUUGGGGAUCACAUGAGAGUAUUAUAA